Molecule: messenger RNA, 1203 nt
Organism: Solanum lycopersicum (tomato)
Lineage: Eukaryota; Viridiplantae; Streptophyta; Magnoliopsida; Solanales; Solanaceae
Product: voltage-dependent anion channel protein
Biological process (GO): monoatomic anion transmembrane transport
Cellular component (GO): mitochondrial outer membrane
Molecular function (GO): voltage-gated monoatomic anion channel activity
Source: RefSeq, a predicted model, not a curated record
AGUCAUUUUCUUCUGCACAACCCAAAUCUCGACGGCGAUUUCUUGGUCUCUGUCGAGAAUCAGAAAGGGUGAUUUCAUUUGAAGAAGAGAUGGAGCAGAGCCCGGCACCAUUUUCCGAAAUCGGCAGGCGGGCAAGAGAUCUACUGACCAAAGAUUACAGUUAUGAUCAGAAGUUCACCUUCUCUAUUCCGAGCUCCAGUGGGAUGGGAAUAACAGCUACUGGUGUGAAGAAAGAUCAAAUUUUUAUUGGUGAUAUAAGUACUCAAUAUAAGCUUGGAAGUACAGUUGUUGAUAUCAAAGUUGAUACCUAUUCCAAUGUCUCAACAAAAGUUACACUGGUUGAUGUUUUCCGAUCCACGAAACUGUCCUUAGGCUUCAACAUACCUGAUCACAAGUCUGGCAAGCUCGAUGUUCAGUACCUUCAUCAGCAUGCUGCUAUCAAUUCCAGUAUUGGCUUAAAUCCCUCCCCUCUCUUGGAGCUCUCGGUUGCUAUUGGCAACAAGGAUUUAGCCCUUGGUGGAGAAAUAGGAUUUAAUACUGCUUCAUCUUCUUUUACGAAGUGCAAUGCUGGGCUUAGUUUUAACAAACCGGAUUUUUCUGCUGCACUUAUGUUAACGGAUAGGGGACAAGCUGUGAAGGCAUCAUAUGUACACUUGGUAGAUCCAACAAAUGGAACUGAAGUAGGUGCAGAGAUGAUACACAGAUUAUCUACCUACGAGAACAGCUUCAGCAUCGGGAGUGCUCACAAGGUCGACUCAUUAACAUCGUUGAAGACUAGAUUUUCUGACAAUGGGAAAGUUGCAAUGCUUUACCAGCGGGAAUGGAGGCCAAAGUCACUUGUUACUUUCUCAGCCGAGUACGACACAAAGGCAAAGAGUUCAGUACCCAAGUUAGGUCUUGCCCUUGCUUUGAAGCCAUAAAAACUGCACUCUCUCUAAUUCAUCCAAUUUUACUUUGAUAGCUUGACUUUGUUAAAAAUUCUUUCAAAAGGCCACAAGUGUUGUUGCCCUUUACAUCUUACAUCAUUUUUUUCUUUUGGUUUGUUUGUUAAGAUAUCAUAUAAUGAUGAUAAAUUUGAAAGAAUAUGUUGUUACAGUAGGCAUUGUUGCAUAAGCUUUUUCAAGGUUUACUGACUUUCUAUUACCUUGAAACUAUUGAUAAUACCAUGUAUUUUUUCUGGAGAAUGAAAAAUUUCUGAUGCUU